AUGAAUUCGCAAAUAUCCAACUUGGUAAUCAUCCUUGUGAUGAUGCAGGUGUCGAAGAAAAUCCCAUUCGAGAAUCCUGAAGUCCUGCUUGGCGUGCGCACCAUGUACAUCGCCUCAAAUAUCAUAAUCGCGUCUCUCUACCUCUAUGUAUACACUCAGAUCAACAAAAAGAAGGAUAUGACAACCCUGAAAUAUGUUGAACCCGCGCCAAUCGGCUCUGGCGAAGAGCCUCGCCCGGUUGUCACAACCGUUCAAGACUACGACAAGCAGCAACUGCGCUCCCAGCUCAAAACCCAACUCAUGGGCGUCGGAAUGAUGUGCGUUAUGCAUCUUUACUUCAAGUACACCAACCCUCUCGUCAUCCAAUCGAUCCUUCCUCUCAAGGGCGCCUUGGAAGCCAGCCUUGUGAAGAUCCACGUUUUCGGACAACCGGCCAAGGGCAAAUUGGAAAGGCCUUGGAAGGCUGCAGGUGGACUUAUGGGUAUGGGUCAAGGUGAAGUUAAGAGCGACAAGGCAAGCGUUGAGCAGGCCGAAAAGACCUGGAGGGGUGGCGCCAAGGACGAGUGA
Uncinocarpus reesii 1704 is the source of this 567-nucleotide messenger RNA. RefSeq names its product inorganic phosphate transporter PHO88. Bases 1 to 567 code for a protein of 188 amino acids. Gene Ontology annotation, biological process: protein targeting to ER. Gene Ontology annotation, cellular component: mitochondrion; endoplasmic reticulum. The record is from RefSeq and is a predicted model, not a curated record. The transcript is spliced from 3 exons. NCBI's taxonomy places the organism in Eukaryota, Fungi, Ascomycota, Eurotiomycetes, Onygenales, Onygenaceae.